AUGUGGAAUACCAUCAUCAGAGGCUACUCCAUAAGCGACUCACCCAUCAGUGCCAUCGCUCUCUACAAAGACAUGUUUCUCUGUGGCAUUUCACCGAACAGCUACACCUUUGGGUUUGUUCUCAACGCAUGUUGUAAGCUAUUGAGACUUUGCGAGGGCCAAGAACUUCAUUCACAAAUUGUAAAAGCGGGUUUGGAUUUUGAGACUCCACUCCUAAACGGAUUGAUCAAACUGUAUGCCGCUUGUGGGUGUAUGGACUAUGCAUGCGUGAUGUUCGAUGAAAUGCCUGAGCCAGAUAGUGCUUCUUGGAGCACCAUGGUUUCCGGGUAUUCUCAAAAUGGGCAGGCAGUGGAGACCUUGAAGUUGUUACGAGAAAUGCAAGCGGAGAAUGUGAGCAGUGAUGCAUUCACUUUGGCUAGUGUUGUAGGGGUGUGUGGUGAUUUGGGUGUUCUAGACUUAGGCAAGUGGGUUCACUCUUACAUAGACAAAGAGGGUGUCAAAAUUGAUGUUGUGUUGGGCACUGCCCUUGUGGGCAUGUACUCAAAGUGUGGGAGUUUGGAUAAUGCUCUCAAAGUCUUUCAAGGGAUGGCUGAAAGAGAUGUGACGACAUGGUCCAUCAUGAUUGCAGGGUAUGCAAUACAUGGGCACGAUGAGAAAGCUCUGCAAUUGUUUGAUGCCAUGAAAAGAUCAAAGAUAAUCCCCAAUUGUGUCACUUUCACUAGUGUUUUAUCUGCAUACAGCCACUCUGGAUUGGUUGAAAAGGGUCAUCAAAUUUUCGAGACCAUGUGGACUGAAUACAAAAUUACUCCCCAAAUAAAGCAUUAUGGUUGCAUGGUUGAUCUAUUUUGUCGAGCAGGGAUGGUGGGUCAUGCCCACAAAUUCAUCCAAACAAUGCCCAUUGAGCCUAACGUUGUUCUUUGGCGAACACUGCUUGGUGCCUGCAAGACACAUGGAUAUAAAGGCCUUGGAGAGCACAUAAGUAGAAAAAUCCUCAAGCUAGAUCCAAGCAGCCCUGAGAAUUAUGUGUUUGUGUCCAAUGUGUAUGCUUCUCUAGGCAGAUGGUCAAGCGUUUGCCAAGUUAGGAGCCUAAUGAAAGAGAAGGCACCCAAAAAACAACAUGGGUGGAGCUCCAUAGAGAUAAAUUUCAUGGUCCACAAGUUCAUCAUGGGAGAAUGA
This is a messenger RNA of Vitis vinifera (wine grape), 1176 nucleotides long. RefSeq names its product pentatricopeptide repeat-containing protein At5g66520-like. NCBI's taxonomy places the organism in Eukaryota, Viridiplantae, Streptophyta, Magnoliopsida, Vitales, Vitaceae. Bases 1 to 1176 code for a protein of 391 amino acids. Gene Ontology annotation, molecular function: RNA binding; protein binding. The transcript has a single exon. The record is from RefSeq and is a predicted model, not a curated record. Gene Ontology annotation, biological process: RNA modification.